UGAAGGAUGCGAUCGGGCUGAACCGCUGCCGCCGCCCCGGACACCACACACUCACACACACCAGCCAGACUGAGCCCGUGACAGGCAGAUACAGCCGGCCAGAGCCUCUCUUCAUCUCUCUCACACCCUUCCCCAUUCUCUGGGCUGCAUCUUGCAACAACAACAGCAACAUCCACCCAGCCCCUUCAAGGAUCUCUCUAUCUCUCUCUCUCUCUGUCUCUCUGUCUGUCUCCCUCCUUCUCCCCAUCCGCUGUUCACCGGCAAGGGAAAGGAAGCGAGCCCGCCCCCCAGCCUCAUCCCUGGCUUUGGAUGUGUGAUUAAAUCCCGGCGUCUCCAACAGAGGGUUCAGUCCGAGAGAGAGAGGGAGAGUGAGUGAGUGUGUGUGUGAGUGAGUGAGUGAGUGAGGAGAGGCCAGAGCUACUUUCCAGCAGCAACCAUGGGAUGUACAAUGAGCGCCGAGGAGAGAGCAGCCAUGGAGCGGAGCAAAGCCAUCGAGAAAACCAUCAAAGAGGAUGGCAUCAGCGCCGCCAAGGAUGUCAAGCUGCUGCUUCUCGGGGCGGGAGAAUCAGGGAAAAGCACCAUCGUAAAGCAAAUGAAGAUUAUCCAUGAGGAUGGAUUCUCUGGUGAUGAUGUGAAGCAGUACAAGCCUGUGGUGUACAGCAACACCAUUCAGUCAUUGGCAGCCAUUGUCCGUGCCAUGGAUACCUUGGGCAUCGAGUAUGGUGACAAGGAGAGGAAGGCUGAUGCUAAAAUGGUGUGUGACGUAGUGAGUCGGAUGGAGGAUACGGAGCCAUUCUCCCCGGAGCUGCUGUCCGCCAUGAAACGACUUUGGACAGAUUCUGGGAUGGUGGAGUGCUUCAGCCGUUCCCGUGAAUACCAGCUUAAUGACUCUGCACAAUAUUACCUAGACAGCUUAGAUCGGAUUGGAGGGAAUGAUUACCAGCCGACAGAGCAAGAUAUCCUCCGAACCAGAGUGAAGACCACUGGCAUCGUAGAAACUCACUUUACAUUCAAAAACCUCCACUUUAGGCUGUUUGAUGUGGGAGGCCAAAGGUCAGAGAGAAAGAAAUGGAUCCAUUGCUUUGAAGAUGUGACAGCGAUUAUUUUCUGUGUGGCACUGAGUGGCUAUGAUCAGGUGCUCCAUGAGGAUGAGACCACGAACCGCAUGCACGAGUCUCUUAUGCUGUUUGAUUCCAUCUGUAAUAAUAAGUUCUUCAUCGACACCUCCAUUAUUCUUUUCCUCAACAAGAAAGACUUGUUUGCUGAGAAGAUCAAGAAGUCGGCUCUUACAAUCUGCUUCCCUGAGUACACAGGCCCCAAUACUUACGAGGAUGGUGCAGCCUACGUUCAAGCACAAUUUGAGAGCAAGAAUCGCUCUCCCAAUAAGGAGAUCUACUGCCACUUGACCUGCGCUACGGAUACUGGCAACAUCCAGGUGGUCUUCGAUGCCGUCACUGACAUCAUCAUUGCCAACAACCUCCGAGGCUGCGGCUUAUACUGACUCUACGGUCUAGAGGCAAAUUUGGUGAUGAUUAUUGAAUGCAAGUUGGUAAAUAAAGGCAUAACGUAUAUAAUUCUUUUUAGUUAUCAUAAGCUGCCAACAGAACUAGACUCCUGAAACCUGCAGCCUUAUCACAAACUUGUACACUGUUAACACAGUAUUUCACUGGAUUUUCUGCUUUAAUGACAAAUUUUACAAAAAUCUUUUAAAAAAACACAACCCCACACCCAUCCCUGAACAGACAAGCCCUUUUCUUGGUACCAUGUCUGCCUGUUUUUAACACAUGGCCCGUACUCUGGAAUCAGUGUGACACUUCACCUUCCAAGCACAAGGCUGAGUUUCCAGUGUUUAGUUCCGUGGCAGCUCUUUGACUAAUAUGUUAGGAAACCUGAGGACGCACAGGACAGCACCAUAUCAGCUGCAUUGAGCCUCCCUCUUCAUAUGGUGGAAUGGAACGGCCCUGAGUUAAGCACAGCAACAGCCUUGGAGCUUUCCACUCUGACCGAGGGAGGAGAGGGGCUUCCGUUUACUAAAAGCUUGAAGGUCUAUUUUUUGCCAGAGAAGUUUUUGUUUUGUUUUAUUUUUCUUUGACUGUCCUUACCAGUGCCAACCUGCCCUGCCAUCCAUUCCCCCACUUCCACUACCCUUCCCCACCCACCCCACCUCUCCCUUUGAUGAGCUUGUGAAAAUGGUUUAGAUAAGUUGGUGACCUGAUAAAUAUUUCUCUUCCUCCCUCCCCUCAGAGUGUGCAUGAAGAAUCUCUUGUGUGUUUUGUGUGAUGGGAAGGUUCCCUCAGCCUCUCAUUCUGCAGACUGUAUAAUGGACUAUCCUGGUGCCCUUAUGUACAGAUAGCAUGAUCUUUGGCCUUUGUGAGACACAGCCUUCCUACACGGUCAAUUCAACUUUCUGAAAACUGAAUGGUGGUUGUGUGUUUCAGUAGAAUGCUGUAGAUCUGGUUUUAGCCAAGUCUUUAAAAGUAGAAGCUAAAAUAAUAAAUUAUUAAAAAAAUCCAUUUCUUGUGCUUUGUAGCUUCAAAAGGUUAUUUUUCCCUUUUUUAAAAUUAAAGAAAUUUUGCUGAGAGGUUGUGUACAACACUUGGAUUAGUUAAGCCAAGUUAAUGUUUGGAUUAUACUGGUUCAGCACUGCUUUGGUUACUCUUUAGCCUGACGUCCUGCAUUUGCAACAUCUUUACUAGGCCUGGAGUCUUUCAACCCACACUAUGGCGCCUGACUGUCCCCCAAGACAGUGCAACUGUACAGUAACGAUGAAACUCUGUUUAGACUUCUCUUAGUUCUAAUUGUAUUGGGAUUUUAAAAAAUUAAACUUGUUCACCCUUCAGGUUUGUAUAGAAAAGCACAGCUCUCACUGGCCAAGUAGGUGCAGUAAAGAUGUCCCCGUUUUACAAUAUUUGCUAUGAUACUGUGUAAUAUAUAAGUUAGGCUUCCUUUCUUUCUCGGUGAACGUCUGUGCUGCUAUUUCUUCUUUUUAGUGAAUGGUGUUUUCUCCUGUGGGAUGUUAGUGACGCAAACACCUCGAAUGUAGUGUUUACAUUAAAGCCACAGUUUUCAUGA
Carcharodon carcharias (great white shark) is the source of this 3072-nucleotide messenger RNA. It is a transcript of the gene gnao1a, whose product is annotated as guanine nucleotide binding protein (G protein), alpha activating activity polypeptide O, a. The transcript is spliced from 8 exons. Gene Ontology annotation, molecular function: corticotropin-releasing hormone receptor 1 binding; GTPase activity; G protein-coupled serotonin receptor binding. The coding region runs from base 437 to 1501 and encodes 354 amino acids. Gene Ontology annotation, biological process: adenylate cyclase-modulating G protein-coupled receptor signaling pathway; G protein-coupled dopamine receptor signaling pathway. The record is from RefSeq and is a predicted model, not a curated record. Lineage: Eukaryota; Metazoa; Chordata; Chondrichthyes; Lamniformes; Lamnidae. Gene Ontology annotation, cellular component: heterotrimeric G-protein complex.